This is a messenger RNA of Umbelopsis ramanniana AG, 825 nucleotides long. RefSeq lists its product as uncharacterized. Lineage: Eukaryota; Fungi; Mucoromycota; Umbelopsidomycetes; Umbelopsidales; Umbelopsidaceae. The transcript has 2 exons. Gene Ontology annotation, biological process: regulation of DNA-templated transcription. The coding region runs from base 161 to 661 and encodes 166 amino acids. The record is from RefSeq and is a predicted model, not a curated record. Gene Ontology annotation, molecular function: DNA-binding transcription factor activity.
UAAUAUCACUGGAACCCUUUUUUCAAACUCAUCGUUCAACUCCUCUUUCUUUCUUCUUUCCACAUUCUUUUCUUACCUUAUUCAAUAUGACUAGCUUUGAUGAACUGAAUACAAAUACAAUGCAGUGGUUUGACGUUUCUCCCCAUUGAUAUUUGGUUUGAUGAAUAAUCAGGCAAAUCGGCAACCUGAUCUGCCCGUGUUCGAUGACAUCGACAUUCUCACUUAUCUCAUGCAAGCAGAUAGCGAAAAUAUACUUGCCGCAAACACUGCUGUAUCAACGUCCGCCAUGGAUUCCAUCGUUUCAGGCGAUAUCGUUCCAAUGCCUACCAUCACUGAACAUGUCGAAAGCCAACCAAUCAAAAUGGAAUCCCUCUCAGACCACGUGCCUCCCGCCUAUGGAUCAGAGUCUAGUUCUCCACCAGCCAACUCACCGCCUCACCAGCAACAUGGUUCGCCUCUCCAAAACUUUGACAAUGAUGAAACUGACUGGCGACCUGAUCCAGAAACUCUCAAGAAGAUGACUUCCAAAGAGCGAAGGCAGCUCCGCAAUAAGAUUUCUGCUCGAAACUUUAGAGUUCGAAGAAAGGGUAUGUUUAUUGGAUACCCAAAAAAAAAAAAAAAAGCCUCUCAAGGGGCAAUUUUGAUCUUUACCUGGGCGUAAAUCCUAACCUGAAAUUUAUUUACCUUCCCCAGAAUAUAUUUCUACCCUUGAAGAACAAGUCAAAGAUUGUGAUGAUCGCAACAAGGAGCUUCAAACAAGAAAUAGAGCAUUACAAGAUGAGAAUAACAAGCUGAAGGCCGAGCUCAAGCGCUUACGGCAAAAGC